This is a messenger RNA of Delphinapterus leucas (beluga whale), 1133 nucleotides long. NCBI's taxonomy places the organism in Eukaryota, Metazoa, Chordata, Mammalia, Artiodactyla, Monodontidae. The record is from RefSeq and is a predicted model, not a curated record.
GGGGAGGGGAUGUGCUCAAGGGCCCCUCCCGAAGCUCUGGACGGCGGGACAAGUGCAGGCCCAGAGAUACAUGCUGGAGGUGGAUGUGGUUGAGGUUGCAGAGUAAAGCCCUCUGAGGGGACAGCAUGGUGCCAGCGGCGACGGGAUGGCCUCUAGAGAAUGAGGAGGAGCCUCUCACAUCCACCUACCUGGCAACCGCAGAUGCAGCCCUAGAAGACAGGGAUGGUGAAACCCAGCCAGUGAGGGAGCGGGCCGCGGGAAGGACACGGAGGUGACUGACGGCUGGGGCAGGCCUGGAAAGGCGCCUUGGACAAUAUUUAAAUGAGAUGCAAAUAGACAUCGACUGGCCAUUAGUUUCCGCUGCAGUGUUUGCAGGUGGAGUGGAAUGUAACCCCCCAGGAAUGGGGCGGGGAGGGUCAGAGAAUGCGGCUGCGCUCUCGAUCUCCUUGGAGGUGCAGGGGCUUGGAAAAGAAUGGGGCCCAGAAUGGACUCGGUCCUCUCUGCUGCAAUCUGGCUCUGCUCCCCGGCCUGCCCCUCACUCCCAGGGGAAGGGGUCAAGGGACGCCCGCCCAGAUGCUCUGAAAUUGGGUGGUGGGGAGGCUCGUCUGGAUGGUUGAUGCAGGAAAGGGGCGGGCGUGGGAAAGGACGGAGCAGCCGUCAUCAUGUCAACUCCGCCUGGCAGUUAGGCCAGCCGGCACAGACCCCGAGCCCCAGCCUCCAGCCACGGUGCACGUUCACCCUGCUCCGAAAACCAGCGCGUCUAUCCAUUCUCUCCCCAUUUGUCUCUAUCGUCCAGCUACCACCCCACCCCUUCUCUAUUCAUUUUUACCGCUAACCUCUCUUGCCCCACCCCGCGUGCCCCAACCCGUCCAUCCACACCCACAGGACGACGAGCCAUCCUCACCAGGGUCCUCCUGCAACCGCUCCAGCGUCUGCUCCUUCGCAGCUCGGGUCCCCGCCCGGCCUGCACAGACUGGAGGGGAGGGGAGCGGAGCUGGGACGCCCGGCGCCAGCGCUGCGCAGCCGCGCCCCUUCACGCAUGGGCGUGGCGUGGCUCAGACCCAGCCCCCAGCGCUACGUCUCGCCUGUGUCACCCACCCAGGCCCGGCUCAAUGGCUUUUGAUGCAUCCUAA